AUUUUAUUAAUUAAUUUAACUCAUUCAUAUAUAAUAAAAAAUGUGUGGUAUUAGCGGUAUAGUUAAUUGGUCAAUUAAUAUAAAUAAUAAAAAUCAAAAUGAAAUUAUUAAAAAAAUGAAUGAUUCUAUAAUCCAUAGAGGACCUGAUGGAGAGGGUUUUUAUUUUUCAAACCAUGCUUUAGUUGCACAUAGAAGAUUAACAAUUAUUGAUGCAGAAGGUGGCAAACAACCCAUGAUAUAUAAAAAAGAUGGUGUUGAUGACCACGGUAAUCAAUUAUCAUCAUCGGUAGUAUUAUCAUAUAAUGGUGAAUUAUAUAAUUUUCAAGAUUUAAAAAUAGAAUUGGAAAAACUUGGUCAUAAAUUUAAAACAAGAUCUGAUACAGAGGUUAUUCUAUUAUCAUAUAUUGAAUGGGGUGAAAAAUGUUUAUCAAAAUUUAAUGGAGUUUUUGCAUUUGCAAUUUAUGAUGAAAGAAUAUCCUCAUUAUUUUUAGCAAGAGAUCGUAUUGGUGUAAAACCAUUAUACUAUACUAUUAUUGGGGAUGAUGGUAAUACAAUUUUAUUCGGUUCUGAAAUUAAAGUAUUAUUAGCUCAUCCAUCAGUUAAACCAUAUGUUGACGUUGAAGGUUUAAAUAAUUUAUUUACAAUGGGACCAUUUAAAUCACCAGAUAAUUGUAUUUAUAGAGAUAUCAAGAGUGUACCUGCCGGAAAUUAUAUUAAUUUUAAAAAAAUAGAAAAUAAUAAACCAAAUGAAAAAGUCAAUAUUAAUUCGCCAUCAUCCAAAUGUCAAGAAUAUACAAAUUUUAAAAUGAAUAUUAUUGAAUAUUGGAAUUUAAAAAGUUUAAAACAUACAGAUAAUAUUGAAGAAACAACAAAUAAAGUUUUAAAACUAUUUAAACAAAGUGUUGAAAAACAAUUAGUUUCUGAUGAACCUGUUGGAUUUUUAUUAUCAGGCGGACUUGAUUCAAGCUCAAUUGUUGCAAUUACAUCAAAAGAAAUUCAGCCCAAUUCAAAACUUAAUACAUUUUCAUUAUCAUUUGAAAAUGAAGAAUCUGAUUUUCAAGAAGAUUAUUUACAUAGAGAUAUUGAUGAACCUUUUUCCAAAUUAGUUUCAAAAGAUUGUUCAACUAAUCAUAAAACGGUAUUAAUUAAUUCAAAAAAUAAUUUAUUUGAUCUCAAUAUUUAUAAACCACUUAAAGCUUUUGAUUAUCCCAGUAUUGGAAAUGCUGAUACCUCAAUGAUUCAAUUAUUUAAUGAAAUUAAAAAUGAUCCAAGUAAUUGUAAAGUAAUUUUAUCAGGUGAACUAUCAGAUGAAGUAUUCUCCGGAUAUACAUGGUUUUAUGAUGAAAGAGUUAUUUCAAAUGAUAUUUUUCCAACAUUAGUUGGUGUAGAAUUAUAUAAUGAUUAUAAUCUCUAUUUAAAAGAUGAAAUUUUAGAAAAAUUAGACUAUAAAAAUUUUAAAGAUAGAAAAUUUGAUGAAUUAAUAAAUCAAGUACCAUAUUUAAUGGAUGAAGAUAAUGUUGGUGAAGAAAAUCAAUUACAAAAGAAACAAAGAAUAUUAUCUUACUUUUUCAUUAAAAAUCUUGGCCAUUAUUUACUAGAAAGAAAAGAUAGAUGCAGUAUGUCAAAUUCAAUUGAAGUACGUGUACCAUUUGGCGAUCAUGAUUUAAUUGAAUAUUGCUGGAAUAUUCCUUUUGAUAUAAAAUCAAUUGAUAAUAUUGAAAAGGGUAUACUACGUCGUUCAAUUGGCAAUCUUUUACCAAAAGAAAUCCAAUAUCGUAGAAAAAGUGCAUAUCCUCUUUCUUGUGAUAUCAAUUUCUUUUAUCAUUUAUGUGAUCAUAUGGAGUUGGUUUUAAAUGAUUCAACAUCACCAAUUCAUCAAUUUAUUAAACCUGAACCAAUUUAUCAAAUCUUAAAAAAUAAACUAAACCUUGAUAACCCAAAGAAGGAAAGUAAAUUAUUUGAACAUUUACUUUUAACAAAUCAAUGGAUAAAAGAAUAUAAAAUAUUAUUUGUUUAAAAUAAAAUAAAAUUAAAUAUUUAAUC
This is a messenger RNA of Dictyostelium purpureum, 2043 nucleotides long. RefSeq lists its product as uncharacterized. The record is from RefSeq and is a predicted model, not a curated record. The coding region runs from base 41 to 2017 and encodes 658 amino acids. The transcript is spliced from 2 exons. Gene Ontology annotation, molecular function: asparagine synthase (glutamine-hydrolyzing) activity. Lineage: Eukaryota; Evosea; Eumycetozoa; Dictyosteliales; Dictyosteliaceae.